This is a messenger RNA of Cavia porcellus (domestic guinea pig), 2012 nucleotides long. It is a transcript of the gene Kcne3, whose product is annotated as potassium voltage-gated channel subfamily E regulatory subunit 3. The transcript has 2 exons. Gene Ontology annotation, biological process: regulation of heart rate by cardiac conduction; regulation of ventricular cardiac muscle cell membrane repolarization; negative regulation of delayed rectifier potassium channel activity. Lineage: Eukaryota; Metazoa; Chordata; Mammalia; Rodentia; Caviidae. The record is from RefSeq and is a predicted model, not a curated record. Gene Ontology annotation, cellular component: membrane. Bases 199 to 516 code for a protein of 105 amino acids. Gene Ontology annotation, molecular function: potassium channel regulator activity; voltage-gated potassium channel activity involved in ventricular cardiac muscle cell action potential repolarization; transmembrane transporter binding.
CCCUGGGGAAGGGAAAAGGGAGCCGACAGGGUGGGAGCGCAGAGCAGUAAAGAGGGCGCCGGAGGGCCGAGAGGUGCAGUGCCUGGGCCACCUUCCAGCAGAGGGAGCAGCGUCCCGCGAGCCAACCGAGCCAACCGAGCCAACUUGCCCAGAGGCAGAGAAUCCUGCGGUUCUUCUCUCACAUUGAUUUCUGUUGCUAUGGAGACUACCAACGGGACUGAGACCUGGUAUGAGAGCCUGCAUGCUGUGCUAAAGGCUCUAAAUGCCACACUUCACAACAACUUGCUCUGCCGGCCAGGACCAGAGCUAAGACCAGGGCCAGACAAUCAGACUGAGCAGCAGCAGGCCAGCCUCUCUAGCCGUGAUGACAACUCCUACAUGUAUAUUCUCUUUGUCAUGUUCCUAUUUGCUGUCACCGUGGGCAGCCUCGUUCUGGGAUACACUCGCUCCCGAAAAGUGGACAAGCGCAGUGACCCUUAUCACGUGUACAUCAAGAACCGUGUGUCUAUGAUCUGAUGCAAGGUGGUAAGGGAUGGUAGAAGAUCAGCAGACUUGAACAUUGUCAGAUGGGGCCUCCAGAACUCUGCUAUGGAUCACAUCAGUCCUCAGGUUCUAAAAUCACCAAGAAACAGUGCUAAGGGAGGUCAUCAUUGACGUCGACCAACCUGGUGGGUAAGGCUCCUUACAGGCAAAGACAGACUACAACAGUGAGAGCCCAUGAACAAACACAUAGAAGUACAAAAAUAUAAUUACCAAUGACUGGUCCAGUGUCUAUGGUACUGGUAGUGGGGAUUGAAGAAAGAGAAGAGGACGUAGUCACAGAGGGAAAUGAAACAGGAAGAUACUUUGGGAACAAUUUUAUUUUUCUAACUUCAGCAACCAUGAGACUAUCCUAUAUCACAAACAGGAAUUCUGAAUAGUUAUUAUAUUAAUUCACAUUUUACAUUUUAAAAAACCUAUUUCAUAGUUGUGCUUUUAUCUUCCCUGCAAAGAAAGUAGUACAAGUGCCACAGGGCCCGUUUGGGCCAGGGUGGUACCAUGAUUUGAACUUAAGAGCUCUGAUAUCCUUGCCUAGAACUUUUCAAAACUCAAUGCUACACAAGUAUGAAUUCAAAGCUGAAGUUCACACAAUUCGAUGGAUUCUUUUUAAGAAAAACAUUCAUAAUUAUCUUACUUUUUCAAAUAUUACAAAAAUGUAUCACCACUUAAAAUUGUGGCUAAGGCCCUUCUGACGACUUCGAGAAGCUCAGACAAAUGUAGGGCCCUGAAUGUUAAGCCUUACUAACUCCAUGGCCUCUGUCUCUUGAGCCAUGCCACAGGGCCCUUCUCAGCUGCAUCUGCAGUCAUGAGGUUUUUCACUGCCUCCAAAGCAGCUUUUUCUUCUUUGAUUGAAUUCUGUGUGGAGUUAAAAUCUGCUUUGACAUUAUUAUUCUGUCUGGGUGAUUAUUAUAUUUAAAAGAUGCAGAGUACGAUAGGCAAGGUACAUGGUUCAGUAGGAGGAGAGCCAGCCCUGACUCUGAUGUGGUAUAUAACCUCAGGCAGGACACUUCUCUCUGGUCCUCUUUCUGUUUACACAAUGGAAUAGUUAGAACUGACUGUCUUCUUCCAGGGAGUCUAUCAGUUUUGAUAUUUACAUACAUUAACUGGAACGGUAAACUACUUUGUUUGUAGGUCAAAGAUAACGAAAUAGUUUCACAUGGUUCAACCUAAAGCAUGCAAUGAAUUCUUUACAAGUCAUUUUCCCAAAUCCAGGUCUAGAACCACCCACUGUUUUGUCUGUCUGAUUUCAUUUUAAGGGAUCUCUAUGGUGUUCACAGCAGGCCCCAUUGUAACAUACACAUUUGUAUAUAAACUCUGAAAGAAUAUUUUCUUUAGUAGUUAUCUCUGUGAAACAGGGUUAUGUGUGAUUUUCCCUUUCCACUUUAUACAUAUAUAAAAAAAUUUGACUUACCUGACCAUAAGUAUAUGCCUUGAAGCUACUUCCACUUUGAAAUAAAACAAAAAUAAACAUC